CAAAAAAUGCCCGGAUUGGGUCGUAAACAACCAUGGAACCGCAGAGAGCAUCUCGUCGGGUGGAUCGAGGGCUAGACUGUAAUGUAACAUAAUGGAAAAAGCUGGAACACAGCAGUGGUGUGACAGGGAUGACGGUCGAGAGGCGACAACAUCAUAGGAGCUGCAGACAGAGCCAGAGUCUAUGGGGCCAAUUUGUAAGAUAACAGAAGAGCAACGAGGACAGUUUCCUGGCAUUUGCCCACAGAAAUUAACCAAAUGUCGCUGGGAGAACAAGUGAAGUCCAGUGACCACGAGUACUUUGAAGAAGAAAAAACAGAGAGAAAAUGACAAACAGAUUUUACAGGAUGACUUACAACUGAAUAAACUGCAAAGAGCGCCACAGACUACAUUACCCACAAUCCUCGUCUCAAAUAUACACUGGAUACCUUGCAAUCUCUCUCAUCUCUCCUCUUAUUCAGCCAAUGGGCAUAGAGGAUUAUACCUAGUCUGAGACCGGUUACCACAGCACAGGAGGGGGGCGGGAUUGGGGGGGGGGGGGCGACAUUGGGACCGAAGACCCCUGGGAAAUAUUCACACCACCUCAAUCACGUGGAGCCUGACCACCUUCCACCGCCUACUGAAGGAACACCGCCAGGCAAGAAAGCAGACAGAUCAUACCGGACAAGAUACCUGAGGGAUCAACAGCUGCCUGGCCAAGCCGCUCCCUACAUAGGACGUAGGCAGUGAGGCAUCUCACUUGCAUUUGGAACACAGCCGUCAAGUCGGUUCCAGAGUCAAGACCCCCUUGCAGAGCCCCUGGGGGCUCCAGCACCAGCGGUUGAGUCUCCUUAGCAACACCAAGUCUGCCUGGAGGUGAUGGGCAACAAGAACAUGAGUGCCCCCCCGAAGGGCCCCGAUGCUGGGGGCCAGGAGACCCAGGAGGAGCAGCCGUCGGAGACCAGCCUCCCAGGACCCUCUGAAAGUGUAGGGGCCCCGGGCCCCAGUCCAGAGGUGCUGGCUUCCCUGCACACCCUUGUGGAGGCCCCAAACUACACACUACUGCCACACUCCCUACACCAGAUGGCAGAGGCGUACUCCCUCAAAGACGACUACCAGUGGGCAAUCCAGUUCCUGCAGUUGGAGAAGUCCUACCAUGAACGCUUGCUGGCCAACCUCGCCGCCCUGCAGGAGACCUGGGAGAGCCAACUGGAGGGUCAGAAGGAUCCUGAGGGAACAGAGUCCAACCGAAGCAGGGAGAGCAGCAUGGAGGCCCUGGAGCAGCUCUGUAGGAACCACAGCAGACCGCUCAGUGGGGACCAGUGUGUGUCCGACCCGGAGAGGGGAGGAGCCGAGGGCAGAGCUCUGCACCACGGGGAGAACCAGACUCCGCCCCCUCUACAGCAUGGAGCAGACACUAAACCCCUAGCAGCACCCACGGGUGAGGGUCUGACACAUACAGAACCACGGCCCCCUCAAGACCCCCGCCAGCAGGACGAGGGGACGGAGGAGCAGGAGGAGGAGGAGGAGGAGGAAGACGAGGAGCAGGAAGAGAGGAGAGAAGGUGAAGAGGAAGAGAUGGAGGAAGAGGAAGAGAGGCGAGGAGCAGAAGAGGAGGAGGAGGUGUGUGAGGAAGAGAGGCGAGGUGCAGAAGAGGAGGAGGAGGAGCCAUGUGAGGAAGGGCAGGAGGUGGCGUGUGAGGAGAUGAGCCCCGAGGAGGAGGAGGUGAAGGGGGAGUGGCCCACAGGGGUCCCGCAGGCCUCGGAGAAGGACCUGGUCAAGCUGUCACACGAUGAGGGGUGCUCCGCUCAUGACGGCCUGGUCUCCAUCCUAAAGCGCAGGAGGGCAUCGUUGGAUGGUCUACCGCCCCCUGGUGUCUCGGUCGAGAAGCACAACGGCAAGCGCAAGGUCCGCUUCACCGAGCCGGAAUACACCGCAGAGCAAGAUGAGGCGGGUGGAGACUCGUGUCUGAUCCUGUUGCUGCUGUGUACGGUUACCGUGGUGAUCAGCAUCGGCGGCACAGCCCUGUACUGCACCCUGGUGGACACCUACUCCAGCAUAUGCACAGACUUCUCAGACAACAUCAACUUCUACGUCGUAAACGUGCAGAGGGUCUUUGACCAACUGAAACACUUGCUGCCCCUUCAGACUUAAAACACACAACACACCUGUACUCGAGACGCUUUACAGGUUUUCUUUAGUGUCUUGAGGUGGUGGCUGACCCAACCCACAACGCUGAUGUCAUCAGGUCACCGAGGAACAACCAAUCAGCUUUAACCUGCCGUUGCUACGGGGCAGUGAUUGUCAGAUGGACCUUUUAUGAUCGUACUUCCAAGUGCUGUGCUAGUACUCCUUCACAUCCAGAUGUAUGUUGAUGUUCUUUGAAUGUUUCCGAGUUUGUUUUAUAAAGCUCAAAAAAGAAGAAACUAAACAUUUGCAAGAAUUACAUGCAAACCGUCAACUGGUCCGAUGAGCUAAGAUGGAAGAUCUGGAAGAAUGUGUUUCUUAAAGACUCUGGACCAAAGUGUACACUUGUGCAUGUACACACACACACACACACACACACACACACACACACACACACACACACAGGCGUCCACGCAGAGAGAAGCAGCAGGGGGGGAAAGAAACGUCACCAGCUAGGGGCUGCCUUUGUUGGAGGUAAUCUGUGUAAUGGACUGUAGAGGCGCACACACACACACACACACACACACACACACACACACACACACACACACACACACACACACACACACACACAUACACAAAGCGAUGUUGUUCCUGUAUUUAAUUAACUUUAUUGUCCAGGUUUUAUUGUAGCACGUCGUACUGUACUAUGGAGGAGACCAACCCAGAUGUAAUUAGAAGAGCUACAGCAUGUGUUGUUUCGUUAUAAACAACGCUGACCUAAGCUCUGCCUGGUGUUCCUUUUACUAUCUCUUUUUUCCUAUAAAUAUAUCUAUGGCUACAGCCGUAGCAAUAGACGGCUGUAGCUGUCUAUUGCUACCACAUUGAAGUAUAGCCUGUAUAGAUCUCAGAAACACGCCUGUACACACAUAAAUGUGAAACAAAUGCAGUAUUUUAAAUUACUCCGGACCUCUUGACAUAGGUAUACUUUAACAUACAAGUUGUAUAGCUGUUAUGUUACAAGACGAGAACUUACAAAAUUAGAUUAGGAUUUAGCCCAUAUGUGUAUAUACAUGACUCAAGUUUGCAUCAACAACAUUUCCCGGUUCAAUACAGAGUGACACCAUUACCAACAAGCAUGAUAGAAUGGCCUAUGUUUAAAAUAAAAUUACUUUUCAUUUUAAACCGGCGUAAUUUGUCUUUGU
Molecule: messenger RNA, 3308 nt
Organism: Gadus chalcogrammus (walleye pollock)
Lineage: Eukaryota; Metazoa; Chordata; Actinopteri; Gadiformes; Gadidae
Gene: cnstb
Product: consortin, connexin sorting protein b
Exons: 12
Coding region: 856-2130 (424 amino acids)
Biological process (GO): positive regulation of Golgi to plasma membrane protein transport
Cellular component (GO): plasma membrane; trans-Golgi network; transport vesicle
Molecular function (GO): connexin binding
Source: RefSeq, a predicted model, not a curated record